Molecule: messenger RNA, 839 nt
Organism: Linepithema humile (Argentine ant)
Lineage: Eukaryota; Metazoa; Arthropoda; Insecta; Hymenoptera; Formicidae
Gene: Aven
Product: Apoptosis and caspase activation inhibitor
Biological process (GO): negative regulation of G2/M transition of mitotic cell cycle
Source: RefSeq, a predicted model, not a curated record
GACAUCCUAACCUUGCAAUCUUACAUCUAAUCGACAAACGUCAAAAUGCACAAGUCAAAAGGGAAAGACAAAAGGAAAGAGAGAUUACGGCAACCUUCGUCGUCUUUUGCCGAUUAUACAGAAAUAUCAACGGACGAGGAUGUGGGCAAAGAUUUCGGCACUCUUAUAAACGCGCCGCUCUCGAAAGAUGGACAUUUCGUUUUUAAAUCGGAGAAAGAUGUGUGGCCCGUUGACUCGUCGCAGUACGCGCAAUAUUUCACUUUAAACCUAAAAAUAUUAUCAGCCGCGAUUAAUUGUAUUCCAUUUAACGAAUAUAUGAAUAUAGAUCAAAGAUAUUUCACUAGUGAUCAAUUAAUAAGUAUAUAUAAUACCACCGAGAAAGGAAAAGCUGUUUACAAUGCUAUUUUAAAUGAUUUAAAUGCGUCAAGUUUAUCGUCUGCUGAAGAACAUUUGAAAAAUGAAACAAACGAAAAUACAAGGACUGAUCAAUCAGAAGAUUUGGAGUUAACAGUGAAUGCAGAAUCCCAAUCAAAAAAUAGUACCAAUAAUUUAGAAGAAGACAUAGAUUUUUUGUUGUCCUUAAAAGAGCCGGUCCAGAAUAAUCCAACAACAGUUACACAAUCUAUUUCGAUAUCUCAUAAUAUUGAUUCUAAAGAAAAGCCAAAAAAUGUUCCAACUAAGCCAAUCGAUUUAGAGAAAUGGUUAGAUUCCAUUUUAGAUGAUUGAGAGAAUAAAAAAUUUUGUGUUAAAUAAUUCUUUUUUUAUGAUUUUGAAAUAUGAAGACUAAACUGUUAAGAUUAUUUAGGAGAAGACAAAUAAAUAUAUUAAAAACGUUAAAA